GGACGGUUCUGAAAUCCAGGAGCUCCACCAGCCACAUCAGUGGCCAGUGAGCCAGCGAGCAGCCAUCCAUUGGAGCUGGAGAGUCCGUGCUGCGACUGCGAAUCUGCAAUGGCUGCGGCGAGGGGCCUUGUGCGUAAGCUCCUGAAUACCCACCGGCUCUCCGCGAUGGGCGUCGGCACGUCGGCUGGCUUCUUCAGCGCCGCGGCCGUCGCGUCGGCGGCGUCCGGCGAGGGGCGGACCACCUGCCCGGCCUACCCGUGGCGGCCACAGGACGGAGCGCGAGGCGGGCAGGUGUUCAUGCAGCACGACUGCGCGGCGUGCCACUCCAUGCUCCCGUACGCGGGCCUCAGCGAGGCGGCGGCAUGCGGGGCAGGAGGCCAGGUGGAAGCCAAGGCGGUCGAGAUCGUGGUCGUCGAAGAAGAGGCGCAGCCGGCGACCGCUGGGCCACUCCACGGCGGCGCCUACCGGCCGGACCUCACCCUCGUCACAAAAAUGCUGGAGGGGUGCAACCUGUACAGCGCCGAAGAGCUCAAGAGGAGGGUGUCGCUGCCUACCCCUGUCUGGCUGCAGUUUCUUCAGCCAUACACGAGGACUCCCCAAGCAGCCUGAACGCCUGUUUGAUCUGCCCAACUCCAGUGAAAUUCUAUGCAGCAGUUUGCCUGUUUCUCUUGGAAGCUGUCAUGUAUGGAAAUGACAUUGCACCUGUGCUGGAUCCUCUAGUAGAAUUGAAAUAAAUUUGUACUCGAUAACGUCGCUAUAUAGUAUGUGUUGUGUUGCUCACAGUACCCUACCGUGACAAUAAAAUGAAUUGGAAUAAAUUUGUACUCAAUAACAUCGCUACGUUUAUAGUU
Phragmites australis (common reed) is the source of this 851-nucleotide messenger RNA. Its product is annotated as cytochrome c1-1, heme protein, mitochondrial-like. Gene Ontology annotation, molecular function: heme binding; electron transfer activity. The transcript is spliced from 3 exons. The record is from RefSeq and is a predicted model, not a curated record. The coding region runs from base 109 to 609 and encodes 166 amino acids. NCBI's taxonomy places the organism in Eukaryota, Viridiplantae, Streptophyta, Magnoliopsida, Poales, Poaceae.